Monopterus albus (swamp eel) is the source of this 2168-nucleotide messenger RNA. RefSeq names its product arrestin 3a, retinal (X-arrestin) (gene arr3a). Gene Ontology annotation, biological process: G protein-coupled receptor internalization; visual perception; signal transduction. Gene Ontology annotation, molecular function: G protein-coupled receptor binding. The record is from RefSeq and is a predicted model, not a curated record. The transcript has 17 exons. NCBI's taxonomy places the organism in Eukaryota, Metazoa, Chordata, Actinopteri, Synbranchiformes, Synbranchidae. The coding region runs from base 645 to 1712 and encodes 355 amino acids.
UUUCUCUCUAUAAAUUUUGGUGUAUGUGAGCAACAUUGAAAACAUAAGUAAAUAAGUUGAAAAAAUAAGAUUCUUCCCAAUUAGCAACACAGCAAGAUUCCAUGUUCAAAACUGAUGCACGUCAUGGACAGAUUAGACUAAUAAUAGGAGUUCCCAUGGCUAUUAUUAAACACAACUAAUCCAUCUAGCAGCAAACCUCAUGUCCUCACAUCCAGGUCUCUUUGGAGAUCCCUCUCACAGAAAAUUCCUAAACCCUUCUGACUCUGAUUUUUUCAGCCUUCUGAGGUAAAGAAGCCUCGACUGCCUGGUUUGUAGAGGUACAGAUGGGGAUUAUCAGCCUACUACUACCAUUGUCACGUGGUGACUAUGUUGUUUUAUGUCUGUCUCUGUCUCUGUGGUUUAGCUGGCUGUUAUUUUUAAACAUUUUAUAGUCCAAAAAAGCUUUCCACUGAUUGGUUAACUGGAUUAUGAAGCAGGCAAGGACAGCAAUAGUGAACUGGUUAAGCCCGAACGAUACACAGAGGGAGGCUGCAGGUAUAAAAAGGGAGAUCAGCUGUUGCAGACCACAAUCUCAGCUGACCCCGGCACACUGUACCAAGAUUUGAGACAACUGAGAAGAGAACACUCCAAAAGAGAUUCCAGAAAUGGCAAAGGUUUUCAAGAAGACCAGUGGAAACGGAGGGCUGACCCUCUUUCUGGGGAAGAGAGACUAUGUGGACAACAUAACUUCAGUGGACAGAGUUGAUGGUGUUGUAAAGCUGGACACAACUGAUUUUGGAGACAGGAAAGUGUUUGUGCAGCUGGCAUGUGCCUUCCGUUAUGGUAGCGACGACCUGGAUGUGAUAGGCCUGUGCUUUAGGAAGGACAUCUGGAUCCACCACAUCCAGAUCUACCCUGAGAGCCACAAGCCCGCUCUGAGCGCCAUGCAUGAAACCCUGUUGAAGAAGGCUGGGGACAACACUUACCCAUUCACCUUUGAAAUUCCCAACAACCUGCCAUGCUCCGUCUCUCUGCAGCCUGGGCCUGAUGACAAGGGGAAGGCUUGUGGUGUCGACUUUGAGGUCAAAACGUAUCUUGCCAUGGAAAAGGCCAAUCCUGAUGAGAAGAUUGAAAAGAAGGACACUGCUCGCCUUGUCAUUCGCAAAAUCCAGUACGCCCCAUUUCAGGUGGGCGCUGGGCCCAAGGCUGAAAUCUGCAAAAGCUUCAUGAUGUCCGACAAGCCCGUUCAUCUAGAAGCGUCAAUGGAGAAAGAUCUCUACUUUCAUGGCGAACUAAUCCCAAUCAAAAUCAAAAUCAAAAAUGAGAGCAACAAGACAGUUAAGAAAAUCAAAAUCACCGUGGACCAAACCACAGACAUUGUCCUCCACUCAGCAGACAAAUAUACCAAGACUGUUCUUACCCAAGAGUUUGGAGAAACAGUGGAUCCCAGUAGCACCUAUGAGAAUACUCUGCAAAUCACUCCCCUGCUGACUGAAAACAAGGAGAAAAGAGGUCUUGCAUUGGAUGGACGACUGAAGGACGAGGACACUAACUUGGCCUCCACAACUCUCCUGAAAAGGGGUAUAGAAAAAGAGGUGUUGGGAAUCCUGGUUUCUUACAAGAUUAAAAUCAACCUCAUGGUGGGUGGAGCAGGCCUGCUGGGUGGCCUCACUGCCAGUGAUGUCACAGUGGAGCUUCCACUGAUGCUCAUGCACCCCAAGCCUGAAGAGUAAAGACAGCACUGAGUAGAGAUGUUACCCUGGAGGCUGGGAAGAAACCCAUAUAAUGACAGCAAGGCAAUGAGGGGAAGUGACACAAAGCAAGGACGACGACAGACAUGACUCUUGUAAUGACAUAACAAUAACCAAGCAGCUGAAGACAAUGAAAACACACCAAGGAAACACAAACAGAUGUAACAUCAGUCCCCUUGCAGACUUUGCUGCUCUUGUCUUUGUUGUUUAAUGAAUAUUAUAUAGCUGUAGAGGGAGCUUUGUAGAAUCGUAUCCAACAGGUAAAGACUUGUAUAAAAACUCAUACAUAACAUGUACAAAAUGGGUUUGAAGCCUCUAACACCACAAUGCUGUGGAUUACUAAAAAAAAUGAUAGAAUUAAACUCAUCAAUAAUUUUGAAUGACUCUUUAUUCUUUCCAUGAAAUGUAUCAGUUUGUGUUUUUGACUGGUGAAGUCAA